Fukomys damarensis (Damara mole-rat) is the source of this 5154-nucleotide messenger RNA. It is a transcript of the gene Klhdc4, whose product is annotated as kelch domain containing 4. The record is from RefSeq and is a predicted model, not a curated record. The transcript has 12 exons. Gene Ontology annotation, molecular function: protein binding. Bases 93 to 1712 code for a protein of 539 amino acids. NCBI's taxonomy places the organism in Eukaryota, Metazoa, Chordata, Mammalia, Rodentia, Bathyergidae.
UUCCGCGCGCCGGGCUGCUCCCCAGAGCACGCGAUUCCUUUCCGCGAACCCCUUUGCUGCGCUGUUUGGGCCUCAGGCUGUCUCCGGGCUCAAUGGGCAAAAAGGGCAAGGAGAAAAAGAAGGGCCGCGGUGCGGAGAAAACGGCUGCCAAAAUGGAGAAGAAGGUGUCCAAGCGCUCGCGGAAAGAGGAGGAAGAUCUGGAAGCCCUCAUUGCCCAUUUCCAGACACUGGACGCCAGAAAGACAAAGAUCACAGAGACCCCAUGCUCCCCGCCUUCUGCACGGUUGAACGCCUCCCUCUCUGCACAUCCUGAGAAAGACGAGUUAAUCCUUUUCGGAGGUGAAUAUUUCAAUGGCCAAAAAACAUUUUUGUACAACGAGCUUUAUAUCUACAACAUCAGAAAGGACAACUGGACCAAAGUCGACAUCCCUGGGCCACCGCCAAGGCGCUGUGCUCACCAGGCAGUGGUGGUGCCUCAGCGCGGCGGACAGCUGUGGAUCUUUGGAGGGGAGUUCGCAUCCCCUGAUGGAGAGCAAUUCUACCACUACAAGGACCUUUGGGUGCUGCACUUGGCCACCAAGAUGUGGGAGCAAGUCAGAUCAACAGGGGGUCCUUCAGGUCGGAGUGGACAUCGGAUGGUGGCCUGGAAGAGGCAGUUAAUCCUUUUUGGUGGCUUCCAUGAGAGUGCAAGGGACUAUGUGUACUACAGUGAUGUGUACGCCUUCAGCCUGGACACGUUCACGUGGAGCAAGCUGUGCCCGGUGGGACCUGGGCCCACAGCCCGGUCCGGCUGCCAGAUGUCUGUCACCCCCCAGGGCAGCAUAGUCAUCUACGGGGGCUACUCAAAGCAGAGAGUCAGGAAAGAUGUGGACAGAGGCACCCAGCACUCCGAUAUGUUUCUGCUGAAGCAUGAGGAAGGGGGAGAAGGCAGAUGGGUGUGGACCCGGAUCCACCCGUCAGGGGUCAAGCCCUCGCCCAGGUCUGGCUUUGCAGUGGCUGUGGCCCCCAAUCAUCAGAUACUGCUGUUUGGGGGUGUCUGUGACACAGAAGAGGAAGAGAGCCUGGAGGGCGUGUUCUUCAAUGACCUGUUCUUCUAUGAUGCCACCAGGAACCGCUGGUUCACAGGGCAGCUGAAGGGGCCCAAGUUGGAGAAGAAGAGACGGAGGCGGGGUGGGGCAGAGGAGCACACGGAUGCCGACGGGCAUGAGCAUGGGCCAGCAGGUGCCCCGGAGCCGCUGGAGGUGGUCAAAGAAGUGGUGGCCGAGGAUGGGACUAUAGUUACCAUUAAGCAAGUGCUCAGGGCCCCGAGCCCCGUGGGGCCGUCCCCAUCCAAGGACGAGGAUGGAGUGUUGGAGUCCAGCAGCCCCAGGAUUGAGCCGUGCCCGCGCUCCAGUGCUAUGGUGGCCGUCAAGCACGGGCUGCUCUUCGUCUACGGUGGAAUGUUUGAGGCUGGCGACCGCCAGGUGACACUCAACGACCUGUACUGCCUUGACCUGCACAGGAUGGAGGAGUGGAAGGCCUUGGUGGAGAUGGACCCAAAGACCCAAGAGUGGUUGGAGGAGACGGACUCAGAGGAGGACAGCAGCUCGGCCAAGGGUCCAGAGGGGGGAGAUGAUGACCAGGAUGAGGACAGCGAGGAGAGUGAGGAGGAGGAGGAAGAGGAAGAAGAAGGAGCCACGGCACCCAGAGGUGGCACCUGGGCAGCAGUGUGAGGACUACCUGCCCAGGACAGAGCAGCACUGGCUGAAGCUCACUCGCGACAGCAAAGAAGGGAAGGCACCAGAGGCAGCCCAGGCUGUGGCGAGGACUUUCUUUGAUGAUUCAGUUCAAGGCACUGGAGGGGCCAGCAGUGAGGUCGCAGGGCAGUGAAUUCCCUUCUUGCUGUUGAGCGUCACUCACCAUGGGUCUCGGUCUGGCAGAGCCUCUGCCCUGUCCCGUCUGUGUCAGGGUGGGCUUAGGGUGAGAGCGCCCUCUUGGAGGGCCCAGAAAGCCUGUUGCUCUUCUAAUAAAGCAACUCUUGUGUGCUGUGUCACCUUUAAAGCAGUACCUGUCCACGUGGCUUGGCUUAGUUUGCUCUGAGGAUCUCUUGGCAAAAAGUUUUGGAUGUUUUCGUGUCUACCUCUUCCUUGUGGCCUUCUUGGGAAGGACCUGGUGGAGAUUAUGGUUUGCAAAAUGACAGAGGAAGGGGAGCUGGAGAGCCAUGGCUCCUGGCGGCCCCUCAGUGUCCAGCACUGCUGGCUGCGGGGCUGGGUGCACUUUGUGGGAGUCUGGUGUCCUGAGCAUGGGCCGGUGCCUGCUCCAAGUUGAUGAUGGAGAUCAGUUUGUACUUUGCAUAGUUGGAAUGAAAGUUGGCCUUUCAGUUGCUGCUGGUGCAGGUUCCCCUUCAUCCUGAUUAUCUUAACGGUGAGAAUGUGGCACUUACAGCUUUCUGCUGCUUGGUGUAACCCUGUGCCUCCUGUCACCACCCUGGAGCUAACAAAAGCUGGGAACACCUGACAGAGCAGGGCCGUGGCUGUGCAAGCUGUGGUGGGCAGGAAGGGGUGGGGCCUCCUUGGCCAGAAACAGCCACAUCCUUCCCCAACUGUUGUCUCAGCAGUGCCUCAGCCCCAAGAAAAUCAGGAUCCCUUGGAGCGGAGCCGCCCAGGUUUGGGCUUGGAAGAAGGAGACGCAGCUGUCAGCAAGACUGGACAGUGUGUGUCUUGGUGGGCAGAGGGAGAGCUGGCCUGAGGGACCGCCCCAGCGCCAGCCCUCACUUAACUUUGCCCGUGGCACGGUAGAGUGCUCAGGUGUCAGAAAGCUGGGGGUCCAGCCCCAGGCACAGCACCUGCCUGCCUGCAGUGCCAAAUCUGCACCCUCAUGUGGAGCUGUGGGGAAAGGUUCUCGUGCCACUAGGCCAGGUGGUCCCUGGGGACACUUGUGUUGUGAGGGUGAGUUGGCUGCACUGGGAGCAUCCGGUGUCCAGGCAGUGUGUGGCUGGUGUCCAGGAUGAAGCGCAGCGGCCUGUGUGCCGUGAGAGCCACCCUUGGGCGCCCCCGGCUCCAGGGCUGGUGUCACUGAGCCCUCCUGCCUGUCUGCCUAUGUCACCCCUUGCUCCUGGGAACAGCCGUGUGCCUGAUGGCACAGGGGUAGCCCCUGGCCCCUGGCAGGCUGUGUGGAGUAUGAGUGGCUCCUGCCCACUUCCCAGGAGCACCUGAGCUGGCCCUGUGGCUGUGCUGCAUUACAGUGAGUUUAUGGGGCCCAUUGCAGGCAUUGAAUUUCUUUGGGUUGGUUGGAUUGGAGAAUAAUUAAGAGAACUACCAGUUAAGCUUGGAAAUCCUGUUUUGUUUUGUUGUCCCCCCUCUCUUAGGUGUAACAGUGGUAUUUAUUCCAUUUGAAAGCUGAUUUUUUUUUUAAACUGAAGUGCGGAGGAGGGCCAUAGGUAGGUGACAGUUAGAAAUAUUUCCAGGACCACUACUGGAAGCCGCCUCCCCCAUGGAAAUGGAGCCAGUUCAUGUCAGAGUCAGGUGACCAGACACAGCCCACAGCCAUGCUGGGGAGUGACCCCUCAAUAGUGUGCUCCCAUGAGGUGACAGAGGAGUUGCCUAGGGAGAAGACUGUUCCCUCGCAGGAUGGUGACUGGCCCAGGGCCGGUGAGCGUGUCGUUAGGCUGUCACUCUAGUCAGGUCCCGGGCCUGCUGUGGCGGCUUGUGUGGGGACCAUGUGAGUGGACACCUGUGGCCAGCUCAGACAGGACCCGACAGUUCCUAAGACCGGUCACUGCUGCUUCCCCAGAUCUGACCAGGGAAUCCCAGAGGGCACACACAGAGACCGUGGCAGCGGGUGGCCACAGUUUAAGGUACCACAGUGGUCACGGCAUCCCUGAGUCCACCUCGAGCCCAUCGUGUCCCUCAUCCCCCGCUGGCCUGUGAGCUGCUGGGAAAGUUCCUGGGCUCUGCCUGGGAGGACUGAGCCGUCACGCUGUGGAAAACAGAAGUGGGAGGGGAGGAUAUCACACUGCAAGAUCCAUCCCCAUGCCCCAUGCACAGUGUGUGGGCUGUGGCCGGGCCCUGGGAGACUGACAGCCUGCCGUGCAGCCUCACUGCACAGGUGUCAGGCUGACCACCUGUGUGAAUGAACUCACCAUACGAAAACGCCGGCCUGGGGCAUUCAUUUCAGAGCUGUGUUCACCGCACGUCUCCUGCUCAAAAGGUAGCCUCCUGCAUAGUUAGGACAGGCUCUGCGCCCUACUGAGGGGCCUGGUUUUCUCCACCCUGCACCUAGGCAGCAGAAGGGACUUCAGGUACAGGCACUGCUUUAGAAGGAGGUGACACGGGUUUUCCGUAGUUUCAAAGGACAUUUAUUACUGAAAGGAGCAAGCUGUCUUUAAUCUUAGCAGUGUCCCUUGCUUUCAGAUGGUGACAUACAUAGUGAUAUUUAUCUGAACAGUUACAUUCAUCAGAGAAGGUUACUGUUUCCAGUGUGUAAUUAACCAAGCCAUUUCCAGCUGAAACGAGGCCAAGGGGAACUUUAGCCACCUUUUCCAUAGGAACAAUCGGUACAUAGCGGGCAUUUCCUUCCCAGUCACGCACCAGGGGAAAACAUGGAGGAGCCGCAGGUGACAGGCCAGCAUUCACUGAGCACUGUCUGCGCAGGGCUCAUGGGUUCCCUGUCAGGCUGUAGGGCAGUGUUUCUUUGAAAACCGUGAGUGGUGCAGAUGGGCAGAGUCCACCUAAAGCAGUUGGGGUCCACUUUGUGGAAGGGAGGAGCAGUAGGCCAGGGUCAGGUACGCCACCCAUGGGUACAUGAUGGCACCGGCCCUGAUCCCACAUGUGGGCCAGGGUCGGGCAGCCUACAGAUGCUCCAGAAGCCAGGUUUCAUCUGGCCCAUGUCCGAGCAGCUAGGGCUCCUGGACAGCGUGGCGGUGCCCUGCACCACUCCACUGUGCCUCAUGCCACUCCUCCCUGCCCCCCUGAGCCUGGUGCCUGAGGAACCACCCUAGAGCACAGAGCCCAGCCCACCUUGCCAACCAGUGUCUGCCUUGUGAACCUGGGUUGGUAUGGGAGCCUUUUGCUGAAAGCGAGCUGUCUCCUGAUUGAAAAUGAUAAUGUUGAGCUGGGUGUGGUUGUGCACGCCUGUAAUUCCAGCAUUCGGGAGGCUGAGGCAGGAGGAUCGCUC